This is a messenger RNA of Oncorhynchus gorbuscha (pink salmon), 3096 nucleotides long. Its product is annotated as C2 domain-containing protein 2-like. NCBI's taxonomy places the organism in Eukaryota, Metazoa, Chordata, Actinopteri, Salmoniformes, Salmonidae. The record is from RefSeq and is a predicted model, not a curated record. The transcript is spliced from 13 exons. The coding region runs from base 917 to 3055 and encodes 712 amino acids.
GAAUAACAGUUCAUGUCACAUAUAUCGCAUUGGCAAGUUUUCGAUUUCGGUCAUCGUUGGUAUCGGAGAUGCUCUGCAAGUUUGAGAUGAGGCUUUAUAAGAACCUCACGAAAUUGUCAUUUUCCCCUCCGCCGUUUAAAGCUAGCCACACAUUAGUUUCACACCAUGGACGCCAGAAAUUAUUCAUGGACAUUACAUUUUGGAAUACGUGUUACUGGGUAGCAGCUAGGUAACUUACUUGUUAGCUACCUACUGCAAUUUACUAGAAUACACGUUAGCUAGCAAUCGAAUGAAAGAAAGGUCUGAAGUUAGCUAACUUUUAUGAAAACCUAGUAACCAUGUGUAGCUAACUUACUGUUGUUGGCUAGCUAGCCAAAGACAGACAUUUGAUACAAUGUUGUUCAGCUAGAGCUGUGGAACUUACUUAGAAGCUUGGUAAAACUUAACGUUACUCAGAAUAACACUCACGUUAUUUUAGCUAGCUACUUGCAAUAAAGGAAACCAUGUAUUUUACUUGCUUGUUUUUAGCUACCUAGCUAGCAUUCUUCUGUCUGCAGUUUUUAAACCAGAUAACGUUAGAUAGCAAGAUUACAUCCUUGAGAAGUCUGUCGCCAGCCAAGUUACUCGUCUUGGGUAUUUUAUUUUCGUUUAAAGUUGCGCCUCAGUCAGGAGCCAGGAUAUUAUUGACAAGAGGCUAACAUUAGCUUUCAUACUGGUUCAGUGGUUGAACUUGUGGUGUCAAGGCUAGCUCCCAUUGCUAUAAUAGUUGGAUCUCGUCCUCUGUUAGCUAGCUGUCUUGAAUGACAGGGACGUUCUUGCAAAGAUCAUCGGACCAUGUUUUUGUACUGGUCUUACUUUUAAGGGACCAUUGUUAUUAGCUAAAUACGUAGCUAGCUAACCAGGUAAAGUGCUGAGGAUGCCUGGCUCAGAAAUUAAUCUUUCAAAUGUUGAUUUGGGAGAAUUUGACGCAGAAAGUCUCCCUACAAACUCCGGAUUGGGAGACUUGCCAUGGCUUUGCAUGGUUACGCUGUUUAUUGCCUCCAUCAUUACAUUGAUACUGUAUCUAGUACAGUAUUUUUACAGCGAUCUACGGAUACAGAUGCCUGAGCAAAACAAUGCUGGUUCGGGGGAAGCGGACGUUCUGUUGGGAUGGGCGCUUUCACUGAACAGUUGGAAAAGUCAAUGGAGAGGGGCUUGGUGCAGAGCUUUGAAUGACGAAUCGACGAAGUCUGGGUGCCCAGUGCAACUAAUAUUAGAAGAGGACGGCCUCGAGUCAUCAGAACUGGUGGUUGGCCAAGUGUCCAGCUUUAAGAAGUCUGCUAGUCAGAAGGCUGCACGAUGCAAGGUGGUCGGGGACAAGCUUCAGUUCUCCCUCAGUGCUUCACCAUCAGCCAUGUCUCCAGGAGAUCCCUGUAGGUACAGAGUAAAGAUAUCUCCACUUGAACUGCAGUUGGACUUGCAGAUGAGGGAGGCUGAAGGGCAGGUCCAGGUGGUCUGGGGGGUGUGCCAUCUCGAGACUUGGGACCUGCAGCUCAGCCCCAGCUUCACACAGGACCAUGCCACAGGCCCCAGUGUGGCUGCAGUAAAGGACAGGCUGAGACAGCUGCUGUGUGCGGUGCGUCCCUCCAUUAUGCUGAGUUGCAGGCCUGCUCAGGCCACAGAGGUCAAGGAGGCCCGUAACAAGGUGACAUCACCGCCCAAGCCCCCCCGCGCUCACGACUGGAAGCUGCUGGUAAAGAAUAUCCGGGUAACGUGUAAGGAGCAGGAGGACGGUGCUGCAGGCAGUCUGAAUCCCCUGUGUGUGCUGCAGCUAGAUGACCCUCCACAGAAACUCUCCACUUCAGUCCUACAGAACACAGCCAGUCCAGCCUGGGACCAGCCCUUCAUCUUUGAGCUGAAUGGACGAUCAAAAGAGCUGAAAAUUCAGCUGCUGGAUGAUGGGAAACCGCAGGAGAACUCCUUACUGGGUCAAGUGUCUUUGCCUUUUGAUCUGGUGAAGAAGCAGCCCAAAGGACAGCAAACAUUUACACUCAUGACCGAAGAUCAAGUGACAGGGUCACUUACUGCUGAGUUGACCUACCUGAAACCCAGUGAGGUGCGGUCGUGGCAGUCCCCUACUCCAGCCCCCACUAAGAGAGUGGAGAUGGACCGCACGGUCAUGCCCUGCGGUACUGUGGUCACCACAAUCACUGCACUGAAGAGUAAACCAGGUCGACCAGUACUGCCUGGACUAAAUAUAACCCAGCAGACCACCUCCAAUCCUCCCAGCGGCACCAAGUCCAAGGUGUCAGGACGAAGGGUGUCGGCGCAGCCGUCCGUGUUGGGGAUCAUGGGGAGCAAGGCCUUGUCCUCCUCCGACACAGAGCUACUCAUGCUCAACGGGACCGACCCCGUGGCGGAGGCUGCCAUCCGCCAACUCCACGAGUCCGCCAAGCAGAAGCUCAAGUCCCCGGUCAAGAAGAGCACCAUCAUCAUCUCAGGAGUGACCAAGACUCCUCUGUCUCAGGAUGAUGAGAUGGCUCUGAUGGCGGGCUAUGCUGCUGCGAUGGACGCCUCUAUGUCGGAGGGGGGAUCUCAGGAGAUCGCUGUGGCAACUGCAUCAGUAGUAAAAGCCAGUAGCAAACCCCUGGAGGUGUCGUCAGACCCCCAGGAGGGCCCCAGUGGAGUUGUCCAGGCUCAAGCCCAGCAGGCCCCGGAGGACUUGGAGUGCCAAGCAGGACAGGGCACAGACCAAGAUCCAGACAAAACCUCCAUGUCACUAUGCAUUUCAGAGUCUGGAUCCAAAAAGAGCAGAGGAGGCAGCUUCCUGCACAGGAGUGCCAAGCUGUUCUUCCGACGGCGCCGCCAGUGCAAAGACCCGGGUAUGAGCCAGUCGCACAACGACCUGGUGUACUUGGAGCAGCCUGUGACCGUAGACCGGGAGAAACGCACGUCCACCUUCAGCCGGAUGCUGAACCGCAAGCUGCUGCCCACGAGCAAGAGCACAGCCAACGGCUCCACCACCACCCAAACAGUGACACCCGUUCCUACCCCAGGGGAGCAGCAUGCAGCCUGACCCCCCCCCCCCAAUAGGCCUCCAGCCCCCACUCCACCACC